AUGAUCGUUAAAAGUGAACUUGAACCGCUAUCACAAAUAGCGGACAUCUAUGUUUAUUGUAUGGAUGAAGCCAAACAUAAUAAAUGGGCCAAUUCCUGUAAUAAAGUACGAAAUGUUUCGAAAAAUUUUGGAAAAAUUUUACAAAUGAUCAAGUAUGACUUACAAAAUAAUCCUAUUGUUCAAAUGAAAACUUCGACAAAAACACCAACAACGGAUUUUAACCAACAAGAUGCAGAAAAACCAAAACGUUAUAGAUACACCACGGACAACAACGUGUGGGAUCAACUAGCUUUUAGUUUGUUACUUAGUCAAUCAUCAAACGAUAAUAGUCAACAACAGGACUUUUAUGACUUUGCUAAAAACUUUAUUUCCACUGGAACGAACGAUAAUGAAAAUAAACAGUGUCUUGACCAACUGAAUCAAUUUAUAGAAACAUUUACACCAGAACAAUCGAUAUUCUGGUAUACUAAAGAUACAUUUCUGUACGACAUAUUAAUGAGUGAAAUGUAUUCGAGUGAUCUAGACUCAUUGUGGCAUUUGCGAUAUUAUUGGACAGCGUUUUACACUUCGUUACUUGAUGAACAUAAAAAGUUCGUCACCGAAUACCCAGAUGAAAAGUUAAUAUUGUAUCAUGGCACACAUUUAACGACUAGCGAAUUUAAUUUAAUGAAAAAAAGUUUAGGUCAAACAAUGACCUUUAAUAAAAUAUACUCGACAUCCUACAAUUUGUCACAAGCAUUAGAAUUAAUUAAAAGCAAUAAUAAUGCUCAAGUAACGCCGGUUCUUAUGGAAAUUAAAGUUGAUUUAAAACUUGACGAACACUUGCCAUACGCCGAAAUCAUACAUGAUAAUAAUGAAAGGGAAAUUUUAUUUUAUUUUGGUUCAAAAUUUCGUUUAACGAAAAUGGAAUACGUUGAACAUGAACAAUAUUGGCUAAUUGGGAUUCAGCUGUGUCAGUUACUCGAUGAUGAUGUGAAAGAACUAUAUAAUUAUUACGAAUGUACUUUACUGAAUUUGAACAACACUGCGCACGCCUAUGGAAAAGUACUCUGUUAUAAAGGAUUGUUUACCAAUGCAUAUUCUUAUUUUCGUUUAGCACUCGGUGCCAAAACAGAACAACUUGUUCAAGUUCAAUGUGAUUUAAGUGAAUUUUAUAUGAGGAAUGGUAAACAUGAUCGUGCCCUUGAUCUACAUGCGCAAGCAUUAGAUUUGGAACCAGACAAUCUUGAUGUUCAAAUAUUAGGGUGUUACCUCAGUAUAUUGAGCAGAGAUUUAAGUAGCGCAGAAGAUUUGUUAGAAAAAAUAAUAAAUGAGCAUCAGAAUAAACGAUCAAUAGCAAAGGUAUACAUUGCCUUAGGUUAUAUAGCGCUAUUGGACAGCAAUAUCCAAAAUGCACUCCAUUAUUUUACACUGGCUAAGGAAAGUGCAAAAAAAUUUGUACCCAGUAAUCAUCCAGAUUGUGCGAAAAAUUUCAUUCGUAUGGGUUACGCAUACUAUCUAACUAACAAUAUUAUGGAUGCAAAUGAAUGUUUUGAAAAUGCCUACAAACUACAGAAACAAUGUUUGCCACUAAGCCAUCCCGACAUAGCCAAAACCUACAUUGGCUUCGCACGCAUUUAUUCAGCAAAUCAAAAUAUGAAGCAAGCAUUAAACUAUCUUGAACGCGCGUUAGCUAUACAAAUAGAAAGAUAUUCAACUGUAUCAAGCAAUCAUGUAGAAAUAUUUGCAACCAAAAGUGACAUUAAAAACUUGGAAAAGUCUAAACCUUUACGUUCACGAAUGCAAUUAUUAGAUUAUAUAUAA
Didymodactylos carnosus is the source of this 1803-nucleotide messenger RNA. The record is from the annotation of a GenBank genome assembly. NCBI's taxonomy places the organism in Eukaryota, Metazoa, Rotifera, Eurotatoria, Philodinida, Philodinidae.